UUGUGGGAGAAUCGCCAUUUUUCUACCGACGUGCCGUUUAGUCAAUAAAAACUCCGAGAUGUCGUUCAAAGCUUCUCUGCAGUGCUGCUAAUGCUAUUUUCCUACAAGUAAGCGCUUCAAUUAGGAUAUACGCUGCUUUGGAAAAGCCUCAAAUCACAGGAAGAGGGUAGAAUCAAUCACAAUAACAAGAGUAGAGAGAAGAAAAGGAAAAUGGGUUGGAUCGGAGACACCGUAGACUCCGUUAAAUCGAUCCAGAUUCGGCAGCUACUCACCCAGGCCGUCAGUUUAGGAAUGAUUGUUACAUCUGCGCUAAUAAUAUGGAAGGCAUUGAUGUGCAUCACUGGCAGUGAAUCUCCAGUGGUGGUUGUUCUUUCUGGAAGUAUGGAACCUGGCUUCAAGAGGGGUGACAUUUUGUUUUUGCACAUGAGUAAAGAUCCUAUUCGUGCAGGAGAAAUUGUUGUUUUCAAUGUUGAUGGUCGUGAAAUUCCAAUUGUUCAUCGUGUAAUUAAGGUCCAUGAAAGGCAAGAUACUGGGGAGGUUGAUGUCCUCACAAAAGGAGAUAACAAUUAUGGGGAUGACAGGCUUUUGUAUGCUCAAGGGCAGCUCUGGCUUCAGCGGCAUCACAUCAUGGGCAGAGCUGUUGGGUUCUUACCUUAUGUUGGUUGGGUAACGAUUAUAAUGACAGAAAAGCCUAUUAUCAAGUAUAUUCUUAUUGGCGCAUUGGGACUGCUUGUCAUAACUUCAAAGGACUAAUGGCUUAAACAAAAUUCGAGAGCUGCGAUGUAGUUGUUAGUAGCCGCCCUCCUGGCUUGACCUUGAAUGUAUCAAAUUUGCUAUCCAUGUUGUAAGGUGGACAAAAGAAAGAAGGAUGAUUGUGCACCAGAAGCACUGUCAGCCUUGUUUUGUUCGCUUUGCUUGUAGAAUUUUGGCUGAACUGUUCCAGGAUUUCUGCUUAUGCCCAAGCCCGCUUGCAAACCAUAAAGCCGUCUGGAUUUUAGGAUUUGUUU
Molecule: messenger RNA, 1007 nt
Organism: Populus euphratica (Euphrates poplar)
Lineage: Eukaryota; Viridiplantae; Streptophyta; Magnoliopsida; Malpighiales; Salicaceae
Product: signal peptidase complex catalytic subunit SEC11A-like
Exons: 8
Coding region: 211-753 (180 amino acids)
Cellular component (GO): membrane; signal peptidase complex
Molecular function (GO): serine-type endopeptidase activity
Source: RefSeq, a predicted model, not a curated record